Messenger RNA from Salvia splendens (bonfire salvia), 1436 nucleotides. RefSeq names its product protein MAIN-LIKE 1-like. The record is from RefSeq and is a predicted model, not a curated record. The transcript has 2 exons. Bases 682 to 1410 code for a protein of 242 amino acids. Gene Ontology annotation, biological process: meristem maintenance; meristem development. Lineage: Eukaryota; Viridiplantae; Streptophyta; Magnoliopsida; Lamiales; Lamiaceae.
ACCGAUAGUUGCUUUGUUUUCUACGAAUUUUAUUCAUGCCGUUUUUGUUAGAAUUCGUUUGCUACUGUGAUCUCUGUACUGCGUAAUCCGGGGAGUGUGAGUGCAAAAUUUCCUAUCUUUUUUUAAUCGUCUACUAAUUUGAAUGAAGGCGAAUAAAUUCGAAUAUUUCUGAAUUCUAAUCAUUUUAAAUGUUUUUUUUGGUAUUGAUUCAAUGUGAUGCUGAGGAAAAUUUCUUUUUUUGUUAAUGGGUGUUAAUAGAAUUUCAAUUUAAUGAAGAGCAUUAGAUAUAUUCCGGCUCAGUGAGUGACGCAUAAGAGUUGUGCGUCGUUAUUAAUGAAACGCACAACAGUUAUGCGUCUUUAGGGAACGACGCACAAAGGUUAUGCGUCUUUAAAGAAUGACGCACAAAGAUUAUGCGUCUUUAAAUGACGCACAAAGGUUAUGCGUCGUUAAUGAAUGACGCAUAAGGGAUAUGCGUCGUUUAAGAAUGACGCAUAAGAGUUAUACGUCUAUAAAUCGGGCUUAAGAGGGCAGAAAGCUCCCAAUUCACAGACAGAAGCAGCGGAGCAUCGCGAAGAGGCGAUUUUCUCGACGAUUUUCGGCGAUUGGAGACGUUUUCCGACAAAUUUCAACCAAACUCCAAACAUAUUUCGUAUCUCUUGGGUGAAUGUUUUGAAGUAGAUGGCAUCUGCAAGUUCCGAACAACAGUUAUGUUAUGGACCUGAGGAUCCAUCACUACUGUUUCAUCAGAACGAACACAUUUCAGCCUCCUUGUUGGCGAAUGGCACAACAAAUGUGUUGAGAGUUCGUAGGACGGAGAGUAAGGUUUGGGCACUGCUAAUACAUGAAAAUGUGAUGUAUUGGCUUGAUGUAUGGGGGUUCAGAGGCGUGGUGCAAUGUGGAAGGCCGAUGAGGAUGGACAAUGAGCUAAUAACUGCCUUGAUCGAGCGCUGGAGGCCUGAGAGACACUGUUUCCACCUUCCAGUUGGUGAGGUUACUGUAACCUUACAGGAUGUGCAAAGCCUGUGGGGUUUGAGAGCAGGCGGGCAUGUUUUCACUGGCCGUGACUACCCUGUUGGAUUUGAAGAUUGGCCAAGCAAGUGUAGAGAUUUGUUGGGAUGGAUACCUGACGCAGAAACAGAAACGAAGCACGGUGGUUUGUUGAUGACGUCUCUGAUCCACCAAGCGACGAUGCCGUUGGGUGAUGGGCUGCCUGAGUAUGCUUACAUCCAAAGAGCACGUAUAAAUGCUCUGAUCUUGUUAGGGGGGCUUAUUUUACCGGACACCACAGGGUGCAAGGUCCCCUUUAUGUGGUUAAAUGCCUUAGACGAUCUGGAAGAUGUGGCUAAUAUCAGUUGGGGUAGUGCUGCUUUAGCAUACAUGUAUCAUUAUUUGUGCGAGGGUCUGUAGGCAGACAGAGAAGAGAUGUGGGUGGA